CUCAAACAAAGAUCUCCAUUCCCAUCUUCUUUGCUAAGUGUUUUCUAUCAACUUACAAUUUGAGAGAGAGAGAGAGAGAGAGAGAGAGAGAGAGAGAGAGAGAGAGAAGAUGAGUGUAGAACUGUUAGAUGGCGCCACCAUCCGCGCAUUCGUGGAGGACGAGCAAGCCUUCAAUGUCUCCGUUGAUGACCGUUUCAGAAGCCUCGACACAGACCACGAUGAUCUCCUAUCCUACACAGAGAUGAUGGAGGAGCUAAAGAGUCUUAGGGUCCUAGAGACCCACUUUGGCAUUGACGUUGUGGAAUCGAAUCCUGAUGAGAUUGCACUCAUCUACCGUUCCCUUUUCAUCCAGUUCGAUCAUGACCGCAACGGGUCCGUCGACUUGGAAGAGUUUCGGGCGGAGACUAAGAAGAUGAUGCUUGCAAUGGCAAAUGGGCUGGGAUUCUUGCCUGUUCAGAUGGUUUUGGAAGAGGAUAGCUUCUUCAAGAAAGCCGUCGAAAGGGAAUCAAGCGUGCUCUCUGCUUGAGAACUUUUGCUUGCCACAAGUUCUUCAAUUUUGCAUGUUGCAUGUGUGCCAGUUUCCUAUCUUUGCACUACGUUCUGUUUAAGUUUUUUCUUUUCUAUUCUUUUCUUUUUUGCUUUUGUACGUGAAAGUGAGAAAACGUAUCUUUUGUAGUGUGGUUUCUACUUCUGGGGAGAUUUUUACAUAUUGAGGUUUAUAUUAGGAUAUCAUUGGAAAAAUCUCACCAAAUAUAAUAAUAUUUUAAGUUAAUUUAUAAAUUUUGAAAAAAGAAAUUACUUUCUUUUUUUUUUUUUUUUUUUUUACCAUUUUCCGAGUUCAAAAUCUCGUCGUGUAAUCUAUUUAUCACGGUUAUUAUCAUAAUAUUUUCAAAUGGCCAUUCUCUAUAUAUGGAAUAGUAGGAUUCAUGCGGUUGACCCCAGUUAAUUUAAUUUGAGAUAAGGCUUAGACGAUGAUGAUUACUACAAAUGGCAUUAGACCACUGUCCGGAUCGCAGUCCGGACCGAUGAUGAGCAAUCAAGCA
This is a messenger RNA of Magnolia sinica, 1043 nucleotides long. RefSeq lists its product as uncharacterized. The coding region runs from base 110 to 526 and encodes 138 amino acids. The transcript has a single exon. The record is from RefSeq and is a predicted model, not a curated record. Lineage: Eukaryota; Viridiplantae; Streptophyta; Magnoliopsida; Magnoliales; Magnoliaceae. Gene Ontology annotation, molecular function: calcium ion binding.